This is a messenger RNA of Ananas comosus (pineapple), 3131 nucleotides long. Its product is annotated as respiratory burst oxidase homolog protein B-like. Lineage: Eukaryota; Viridiplantae; Streptophyta; Magnoliopsida; Poales; Bromeliaceae. The record is from RefSeq and is a predicted model, not a curated record. The transcript has 12 exons. The coding region runs from base 216 to 2864 and encodes 882 amino acids. Gene Ontology annotation, cellular component: plasma membrane. Gene Ontology annotation, molecular function: peroxidase activity; NAD(P)H oxidase H2O2-forming activity; calcium ion binding.
GUAGCUGCAGUCUCCCGUUCCCCCUCGGGGCGCUUAUCACGGCCGGCUGGCGGUCUGCGAUACGACAUUUUCCAGAAAUUUUCUCCAACACCGCUGAGCUGACAACACGCACUGCACGUCACAAAAGCUUAAUUAAGCUGGCUGCUAGAGAGAAGGGUGGGCGUCGUCUGUGUUGAGCUCGUAGUAGUAAUUUAGACCUCUUACAAGUCGCUGGAAUGGAAAGAGAAAUGGCCGAAUUCGGCGGCGGCAGCAAUGCAGCUGCUGCCGACGUCAAUCUACGGAGCAGGAGCAGGAGCAGCGGCAGCAGCAGUAGAAGGAGCGUCCAAUUUAAGGAGGAGUUGGAGGAGGAGGUAGUGGAGAUCACACUCGACGUCGCCGACGACGGUUCGGCCACCCUCCUCGACGUCGGAACCCCUGCAGCCACGGGAGCCGCCGCCGGAGACGGCGGAUCGGCGGCGCCGCUGGGGCGGAGCGUGUCGUCGCUGCUGCGGCAGGCCUCGCGGGGGCUGCGGCGGAUGGCGUCCGCGAAGACGCCGCCGCCGCCGAAGAGCCUCUACAGGAGUCCAACCAGCGCGAUGCGGGCGCUGGACGGCCUGCGAUUCGUCACCAGUAACGUUGGCGCCACCGAGGGCUGGCCCGCGGUCGAGCGCCGCUUCGACCAGCUCGCCGUCGACGGCGUGCUCCUCCGGUCCCGGUUCGGACAAUGCAUUGGGAUGGUCGGGUCAGAGGACUUUGCAAUUCAAGUGUUUGAUGCAUUGGCGAGAAAGAGGGGAAUAACGAAAGCUGUGCUGACAAAGGGGGAAUUGAAGGAGUUUUGGGAGCAGCUGUCCGACCAAGGGUUUGAUAGUCGUCUUCGGACGUUCUUUGACAUGGUUGACAAGAAUGCAGAUGGCCGUCUCACGGAAGAAGAAGUCAAAGAGAUCAUUACCCUCAGUGCAUCAGCAAACAAGUUGUCGAAGAUUAAGGAACGUGCUGAUGAGUACACCGCGCUGAUAAUGGAAGAGCUUGAUCCUAACCAUUUAGGCUACAUUGAGCUCGAGAACUUGGAGAUGCUAUUGCUACAGCCACCGACAGAGUCGACAUCGAUAUCAACCCAGAGCUCUAAAUUAAGCAAGGUUCUAAGCCAAAAGCUUGUACCCACCAAAGAUACCAAUGCCUUUCGGCAUUUUACUCGAAAAGUCUCUUACUUUCUGGAGGAUAAUUGGAAGAGGGUUUGGGUGAUGUUUUUAUGGCUAUCCAUUUGUGCUGGUCUCUUUACUUGGAAGUUCAUCCAAUACCGGCAGCGCUAUGUUUUCCAUGUAAUGGGUUAUUGUGUUGCUACUGCAAAGGGCGCUGCUGAGACCAUAAAGUUCAACAUGGCCAUCAUCCUUCUCCCCGUAUGUAGAAACACGAUCACUUUGAUCAGGUCUAAGACCAAGCUUGGAGCUGUUGUACCCUUCAAUGACAAUCUAAACUUUCAUAAGGUGCUUGCGGCAGGUGUUGCAGUUGGAGUCGGGCUACAUGCACUGGCUCACCUGACAUGUGACUUCCCCCGGCUUCUACAUGCAAGUGAUGCUGACUACGAACCCCUGAAGCCGUUCUUUGGUGAGCGGCGGCCACCAAACUAUUGGUGGUUUGUUAAGGGUACUGAAGGCUGGACAGGGGUGGUCAUGGUGGUCCUGAUGGCAAUAUCCUAUGUGUUGGCUCAGCCAUGGUUUCGCAGAAACAGGCUAAGUCCAUCUAACCCCCUUAAGCGACUAACCGGUUUCAAUGCUUUCUGGUACUCCCACCACCUCUUCAUUAUUGUAUAUGUUCUCUUCGUUAUCCAUGGGACAUUCCUCUAUUUGACCAAGAAGUGGUACAAGAAAACAACAUGGAUGUACCUUGCCAUUCCUGUCACCUUAUAUGCAUGCGAGCGCCUUCUUCGAGCUUUAAGGUCUGGUCAUGAGACUGUAAGAAUUCAAAAGGUUGCAGUGUAUCCCGGAAAUGUGUUAGCUCUUUAUAUGUCCAAGCCCCAUGGUUUCAGAUACAAGAGCGGCCAAUACAUCUUUGUUAAUUGUUCUGCUGUCUCUCCUUUUGAGUGGCAUCCCUUCUCCAUAACUUCUGCUCCGGGAGAUGAUUAUAUCAGUGUCCACAUUCGCACUAGAGGUGAUUGGACCUCACGGCUUAGAGUAGUGUUCUCAGAGGCAUGCCGUCCUCCCUCCAUCGAAGAGAGUGGGCUCCUCAGAGCUGACAUUACCAGAGGAGAAAACAUCGCAAGAUUCCCGAAACUCUUGAUCGAUGGCCCAUAUGGUGCCCCCGCCCAAGAUUAUCAAGAAUACGAUGUACUGCUACUCAUCGGGCUAGGGAUUGGAGCCACCCCAUUGAUAAGCAUCGUGAAAGAUGUACUUAACCACAUUCAGCAAGGGGAGACCAGAGGAGGAGCCACGGAUUCUGACGGAAGUGGUAGGACCAAGAAAAAAGCGUUUAACACAAAACGGGCCUAUUUCUAUUGGGUGACUCGAGAGGAGGGCUCAUUCGAUUGGUUUCGAGGUGUGAUGAAUGAAGUAGCGGAGAAGGACACGGACGGUGUGAUCGAAUUACACAAUCAUUGUUCGAGUGUGUAUGAAGAAGGCGAUGCGCGCUCUGCUCUUAUUGUCAUGCUCCAAGCACUCCAUCAUGCAAAGAAGGGGGUCGACAUCGUGUCUGGGACCCGCGUCAAGACCCACUUUGCAAGGCCCAAUUGGCGAAAGGUUUUCAAGCAUGUUGCUGUACAUCAUGAGAAUCAGCGUGUUGGAGUUUUCUACUGUGGGGAACCAGUCUUGGUAGAGGAGCUUAAACAACUGUCACAAGAUUUCACUCACAAAACAAGUACGAGGUUUGAAUUCCACAAGGAAAACUUCUAGUACUGUGGCUUCAUUAAUUUCUCUGUUUUCAACAGUUCGACCCUGUCAGUUGUUUAAGAAUGCAGUGCCAUUGUGCAACCUUUAUGUACCCGUAGCUGUUCUUCGUAUGUUACGUGGACUGCAAUAAAUCUUGUCUUGGAGUCAACAGAGAGUAAGGAAAAGAGAGCUCACUUUUCAGUUGACACCUUGUCUUCUUGUACUGUACAAAGUUAUCUUUGCUACAUAUACAGUUAUAAACAGUUAUUUGUUGUUGUGUUUUUGUUAAAA